Messenger RNA from Triticum turgidum subsp. durum (durum wheat), 1464 nucleotides. Lineage: Eukaryota; Viridiplantae; Streptophyta; Magnoliopsida; Poales; Poaceae. The record is from the annotation of a GenBank genome assembly.
AUGAGGUCAGAACAAGAGCGUGAGAUUUCAAGUAUGUCGCCAACCAUGGAGGAGCCCCUUGUUGACAAGACAGGAGGGCCAAAAGAGAGCUUGGUGGUGACUGAGGUCAAGAAGCAGCUGUACCUGGCCGGGCCUCUCAUCGCCGGAUGCCUGCUGCAGAACGUCGUGCAGAUGAUCUCGGUCAUGUUCGUCGGCCAUCUCGGUGAGCUCGCUCUCUCGAGUGCCUCCAUCGCCACCUCCUUUGCCGGUGUCACCGGCUUCAGCUUGUUGGCUGGCAUGGCGAGCAGCUUGGACACACUUUGUGGGCAAGCCUUCGGGGCAAAACAGUACUACCUGCUCGGCAUCUACAAGCAGAGGGCCAUCCUUGUGCUCACUCUGGUGAGCGCUGUGGUUGCGGUGGUCUGGGCCUACACCGGGCAGAUCCUCCUGCUCUUCGGCCAGGACCCGGAGAUCGCCAUGGGGGCGGGGAGCUACAUCCGGUGGAUGAUUCCGGCACUGUUCGUCUACGGGCCGCUGCAGUGCCACGUCCGGUUCCUCCAGACGCAGAACAUCGUCCUCCCGGUGAUGGCGAGCUCCGGCGUCACGGCACUGAGCCACGUGCUCGUGUGCUGGUUGCUGGUGUACAAGCUUGGGCUGGGCAACAAGGGCGCUGCCCUGGCCAACGCCAUCUCGUACCUGGCCAAUGUGUCAAUCCUGGCUCUCCACAUCAGGCUCUCUCCAUCCUGCAAGAGCACAUGGACAGGGGUCUCAAGGGAGGCGUUCCGCGGCAUCGUCAGCUUCAUGAAGCUCGCCGUGCCAUCUGCGCUCAUGGUUUGCUUAGAGUGGUGGUCGUUUGAGCUGCUGGUGCUUCUCUCCGGACUUCUCCCAAAUCCUAAGCUCGAGGCAUCGGUACUGUCCAUCAGCUUAAACACAGGUUCGUUGGCAUUCAUGAUCCCCUUCGGGCUUGGGGCAGCCAUAAGUACCCGUGUCUCAAACGAGCUUGGUGCUGGGCGACCGGAAGCUGCCCGUCUGGCUACUCGUGUGAUUAUGGUUCUGGGUCUCGCAACGGGUGUGUCGCUAGGACUUAUUAUGAUUUCGGUGCGCAAUCUAUGGGGGUAUGCCUACAGCAACGAGAAGGAAGUGGUGGAGUACAUUGCAAGGAUGAUGCCUAUUCUCUCCGUGUCCAUCGUUUUCGACGAUCUGCAAUGUGUUCUUUCAGGUGUUGUUAGGGGCUGUGGCUUGCAGAAGAUCGGUGCUUGUGUCAACCUCAGUGCAUACUACCUUGUCGGCAUCCCGGCGGCGCUAUGCUUUGCCUUUGUCUACCAUCUUGGCGGAAUGGGGCUGUGGUUCGGAAUAAUCUGCGGACUAGUCGUGCAGAUGAUGUUGCUGCUGGCCAUUACCAUGUGCACCAACUGGGAUAAAGAGGCUCUCAAGGCAAAGGACAGAGUCUUCAGUUCGUCCCUGCCUCAUGACAUGACGACAUGA